Molecule: messenger RNA, 555 nt
Organism: Canis lupus familiaris (dog)
Lineage: Eukaryota; Metazoa; Chordata; Mammalia; Carnivora; Canidae
Gene: CPSF4L
Product: cleavage and polyadenylation specific factor 4 like
Cellular component (GO): mRNA cleavage and polyadenylation specificity factor complex
Molecular function (GO): metal ion binding; RNA binding
Source: RefSeq, a predicted model, not a curated record
AUGUAGGAGGUCAUUGCUGGGCUGGAGCAGUUCACCUUCACCUUCGAGAAGGAUGUAGAGAUGCAGAAGGGCACUGGACUCCUCCUGCCUUUCCAGGGCAUGGACAAGUGGGGCUCAGCUGUGUGCAACUUCUUUGCGAAAGGGCUCUGUGAGAAAGGGAAGCUCUGCCCAUACCGGCACAACCAGGGGGAGAAGAUGGUGGUGUGUAAGCACUGGCCGGGCCUGUGUAAGAAGGGCGACCAGUGCAGUUUCUUGCACCAGUACGAUGUCACCAGGAUGCCCGAGUGCUACUUCUACUCAAAGUUUGGUGAUUGCAACAACAAGGAAUGUCCCUUCCUCCACGUGACACCAGCCUUCAAGACCCGGGACUGUCCUUGGUAUGACCAAGGUUUCUGCAAGGAUGGGCCCCUGUGUAAGCAGUGCCACGUCCGUAAGAUCAUGUGCGUUAACUACUUAGUGGGCGUCUGCCCCAAGGGACCUCACUGCCAAUUUGCACAGGCUCAGGAACAGGAAAUCUGCAGCCAGCUGGCACGGAGCAUGCUAAUGAGCAGGUGA